CUCCCACCUUGUAAAUAUUUUGCCGUUUGCCUGUUGGGACCUGCAGCUGCCGGCCGCCUCUGCAUUUUUCUACUGAAUGUGUCACAAACAUGCAGGUGCUCUCCGCCCCGGCUCACGGGAGGGGGUGUUUUUUCUUGGUAAACCAAUGGCAGCUGAUGAUCCACUGCUGUGUUGCCUUCAAUGGAAGCUCAAACAAACAAAAAACAAAUCACUGAGGUUCAAUAAUCAGAGGCAGAAAAAGAAGCUUGAUGUUUGAUUUAGCCGUGUUGGGAAUUUGCAGUGGGAUAGCAGCAAAAAUAACAGGGAAAAGAAACAACUGUGGCAUCCUGUAAAGCUGAGUUUACACAGGAGUUUACGAGCAGCAUUUGAACGCAGCACCAGGUGAGGAGGGAACCAGGCUGCUCUUCACUCUGCUGUCACACUGAGCCGUGAGCCAUGGCGAGUAGAGGACUGACGGAGCAAGAGGUGUGUGACGCCUGCAAGGACGGACAUCCCAUCACGCAGGACUACAUGAUGCAGCAGUCCAUGUUGAGGGUCAAAAACCCGGCAAAAUCUCUGGACUUCUACACUCGAAUCUUGGGCAUGACGCUGCUCCAGAAAAUCGACUUCCCAUCCAUGAGGUUCACCCUUUACUUCCUGGGUUAUGAGGAAAAGUCGGAGAUCCCGUCGGACAUCAGGGAGCGGACGGCGUGGACGUUCUCCCGGAGAGCCACGAUAGAGCUCACACAUAACUGGGGAUCGGAGUCAGAUGAAAACCUGUCUUACCACAACGGGAACAAUGAACCACGAGGAUUCGGUCACAUUGGCAUCUCUGUUCCUGACGUUUACGCUGCCUGCAAAUUAUUUGAAGAACAAGGAGUGAAAUUUAUCAAGAAACCCGAUCAAGGGAAAAUGAAGGGUCUGGCCUUCAUACAGGAUCCAGACGGUUACUGGAUCGAGAUCUUGAGUCCAAACAACAUGGUCUCCAUCAUGUCCACUUAGGCAGAUUAAUGUUGCGUUUAAGUGCCUUGCAGUCGAUGUACUGUCCUGUUUCGCUGCCCAAGAAAGGGCCUGGUCAAAUGUUUUUUUUUUUUUUUGUAGGAAACACUGAAUGUGAAUACAAUGUUGCUGAGAGUCUAUGAACAGUCUGUUUGCAAGGGUCACUCUUUUUGCUAAAACUUGAAAUACUUUUACUUUGUAGUCCUGAAUGCUACAAAACACACCAGCUCUCUGUUCAUUUGUACCAUCAAAAUCACCAAACUCAUCCAUGUGUUGAUCAUCCUCUCCAGCGAGCCUCAAGAAAAGGAAGAAAUAUUUUCGGUAACAAAAAGCUGUUUGUGGUGUUUUCAUAUCGUCUCAGAAAAUUAAAAAAUGAACUGUCAUUUUAACUGUAGAGCCUGUAGCUGACACAAGCAGGUUUUGAUCUAUUUCAGGUGAGCUAAAUUCAAAAUAAGCAGAAGUUUUUGCAUUAUAUUUUGUGCAACAUAUAUCAAUUUCUGGCACAAACCUGCCAGACAUACCCACAUAACAUUUAAUAUUAUAUAGCUUUGCUGUAGAGUCACUACAAAUUCUCAUUUUCAGAUUUUUGAGAUGCUGCUCGGCAUCAACUUCUCACUAAAAGAGUUAGUAUGGAGCAGCGUGCCAAUGAUCCGCUGGGGACACUUGGAUGAUUUAAGGUCACUGCCGGUCACAUUACAGUGUCUUGUCUAAUGUUUACUUAUGCAUGCAGUUUCUAAUUCAACGUAUUAACAUUUUCAUGAUUGUCAUUUUUAAUUUUUUAUCAACAUGACAAGUUUGAACCUGGUUUGAAUUUCAGCGCUGUCUCCACUCAUAACUCUGUGAUUCCUGAUAAAAUCUGUAAGGAAGGUAGAAAGAAAGGAGGGACUAUUUUCUAGUAUAGAAUUUAACAUCAUCAUUAUCUUACGCUGCAUUUUUCAGUAUUUUAGAAGAUUCCAGAGAGUGAACAGCUGAGCCAUUCGCAGCAAAUGCUGAAACUACAGAAGAAGACUCCUCUAAGAUUUAUGUUUAUGCACAAAUGUAACCUAAACAAUACGCACAAAGUUUUAUAAAGGGAAAAAAAAAAAGUCUGGCUUUGUCGUUAAAGUGUGAGUUGCUUUAAGAGAAGUGGACACACUGCCCUGGCUGAGACGGGAUAUUGACGAAAGAGCACGACCUUCAUAACCGCAUUCCCGCAAAUACAUUCAUAUUCCAGUGAUUAAGGAUGUGAUUGUUUUUUACAC
Messenger RNA from Myripristis murdjan (pinecone soldierfish), 2219 nucleotides. Its product is annotated as lactoylglutathione lyase-like. Gene Ontology annotation, molecular function: lactoylglutathione lyase activity; metal ion binding. The record is from RefSeq and is a predicted model, not a curated record. Lineage: Eukaryota; Metazoa; Chordata; Actinopteri; Holocentriformes; Holocentridae. The coding region runs from base 436 to 981 and encodes 181 amino acids. The transcript has 7 exons.